Messenger RNA from Pseudopipra pipra, 3605 nucleotides. Its product is annotated as sorting nexin-2-like. The coding region runs from base 19 to 1578 and encodes 519 amino acids. Gene Ontology annotation, biological process: early endosome to Golgi transport; intracellular protein transport. The record is from RefSeq and is a predicted model, not a curated record. Gene Ontology annotation, molecular function: phosphatidylinositol binding. Lineage: Eukaryota; Metazoa; Chordata; Aves; Passeriformes; Pipridae. The transcript is spliced from 15 exons. Gene Ontology annotation, cellular component: retromer complex; endosome; endosome membrane.
CCCAGGCUGGAGGGGAAGAUGGCGGCGGAGAGAGAGUCUUUACUAUUGGCGGGUGUAUGUUCCAUCGACUCUGAGGUGCUGGAGGAUGGCAAGAACAUCUUUGCUAGCCCCGUAUCUACCUUGGAGUCAAGUCCUUCAUCUCCAGAGCCAGCAAGUCUUCCUACAAAAGACCUCAGCACAAACUCUAAUGGUCCAAAGCCAGCAGAAAUCAUGCCAGAUGAUGAUAGAGAAGACUUCUUUGCUGAAGCUACGGAAGAAGUUUCAUUGGACAGUCCAGUGAGGGAUCCAGUGCUUUCACCAGAACCUACUCCUGGAAUCACUACUGUAACAUCUACUACAUUAGUAGCUCCCAGAAUGGAAUUGAAAAGUGUAACAGCCCCUGUGAUUUUUGAUAGAUACAGAGAAGAGAUUGAAGAGGAAGCAAAUGGAGAUUUGCUUGAUAUAGAAAUCAAUGUAUCAGACCCAGAGAAAGUUGGGGAUGGCAUGAAUGCUUAUAUGGCAUACAGAGUAACAACAAAGACAUCCCUUUCCAUAUUUCACAAAAAUGAGUUCUCUGUUAAAAGAAGAUUCAGUGAUUUUCUUGGCUUGCACAGCAAAUUAGCAAUGAAGUACAUACAUAUUGGUUACAUUGUGCCUCCCGCUCCAGAAAAAAGUAUUGUAGGCAUGACCAAGGUUAAAGUAGGCAAGGAAGAUUCUUCAUCUGCUGAAUUCAUAGAAAAAAGAAGAGCAGCAUUAGAAAGGUAUCUACAAAGAACAGUAAAGCACCCUACCUUGUUGCAGGAUCCAGAUUUAAGGCUAUUCUUGGAAAGUUCCGAGCUGCCUAGAGCUGUUAACACCCAGGCUCUGAGUGGAGCAGGAAUAUUGCGGAUGGUAAACAAGGCUGCUGAUGCUGUCAACAAAAUGACAAUUAAGAUGAAUGAAUCAGAUGCAUGGUUUGAAGAAAAACAACAGCAAUUUGAGAAUUUGGAUCAGCAAUUUAGGAAACUUCAUGCCAGUGUUGAAGCAUUAGUCUGCCACAAAAAAGAGCUUUCAGCCAACACAGCUGCCUUCGCUAAAAGUGCUGCCAUGUUAGGUAAUUCUGAGGACCACACUGCUCUAUCUAGAGCUUUGUCUCAACUUGCAGAGGUUGAGGAGAAGAUAGAUCAGUUGCAUCAAGAACAAGCUUUUGCUGAUUUUUAUGUGUUCUCAGAACUGCUUGGCGACUACAUUCGUCUUAUUGCUGCAGUAAAAGGUGUGUUUGAUCAUCGAAUGAAAUGCUGGCAGAAAUGGCAAGAUGCUCAGGUCACUUUACAAAAAAAACGUGAAGUUGAAGCAAAGUUCCAACUUGCCAACAGACCUGAUAAAUUGCAGCAAGCUAAAGAUGAUAUAAAAGAGUGGGAGACAAAAGUUCAGCAAGGGGAAAAAGAUUUUGAACAGAUCUCGAAAACCAUUCGUGAGGAAGUGCAAAGAUUUGAGAGGGAACGAUUGAAAGACUUUAAAACUGUUAUUAUCAAGUACUUAGAAUCGUUAGUGCAAACACAACAGCAGCUAAUAAAAUACUGGGAGGCAUUCCUACCUGAAGCUAAAUCCAUCACCUAAAGGAAGACUAUUCCAAAUAGCAAGAGACUCUGGCUGUUUCUCCUGGAUAAAAACUAAAUUCCACGCUGAAAUCACUUUAAAAUCAUUCAAAUAAACCACUACAUAUUUUAUGAAUUAACAUCUGGUGGUUUUAUAUAUCACAGCAUUUUAUUAACAAACUGCAUGUUGUGACCCUCUUCAAAGUAGACUGUGGCAUGAUGUUCUGCAACAUAUUGAUGAAUUGAACACUAUUGUAUCUUAAUACUUGCACCAAAAGCAGAUAUUUUUAUUCUUUACAAUACAAUGUUCUGUAGUAUGCUUACCUGAUCUUUGAAACAAAAUUAAUUGCAUUGAUUAAUGUUCACCUACACAUUCCUAGAGAAAAUCAUGUUUCUGUGAUUAUGAUAAUAAAGAAAUGUAUCUUCUGAAACAUUAUACUUUUAUUUUGUUUCUCUAGAUAUUUACUAGCAUUCUUAAAAGUAGCAUUUAAAACAGAUUGAGAUUAUAUCAGACAGUAACACAUAGAAUGGUUUGGGUUGGAAGGGAUCUUUUAGAGAUCACCUAGUGUCAUGGUUUAACCCCAGCUGGUAACUAAGUGCUAUGCAGCUUCUCACUCACUCACCCACCAUCUGGAUCAGGGAGAGAAUCAGAAAAGUGAGAAAACUUGUGAGUUGAGAUAAAGACAGUAUAAUGGGUAAAGCAAAAGCUGCACAUGCAAGCAAUGCAAAACAAGGAAUUCGUUCACUGCUUCCCAUGGGCAGGCAGGUGUUCAGCCAGCUCCAGAAAAGCAGGGUUUCAUCAUGCGUAAAGGUUACUUGGGAAGACAAAAUGCCAUUGUUGCAAUCCGAAAUAUGGAUAUCAGCAGAAAAGGAACUUAUAGGAUUAUGUAGCAGGCAGUGGACAGCAGGAGCUGGGAGAAACUCCUUAAUCUGAGGACCAGACAAGACCCAUUGAUAUUCAAACAUGUUGAUUAGCCUGUCUCCUGCAGCAGGAUAUGGAAAGACUUUGUGAUAAUACUCUCAGACCAUGUUGAAACCCCUUUGUUCUCUUCCCCCCCAUGUAAUCCUGGUUAUGGGAAAUGUUAACGAUUUUUUCCCCAUAUGUCAUCCUUGUUACUGGAAAUGCUAAUCAGUUGUGGAAUCCCCUAGUUGGCAUAACCCGGCCUCCCCGUUAGCAUGUUCUGCCCCCGAGACCAUUUCGCAUGUUCAAUAAAGCAUUCCAGUUUCUUCCCCCAAAUCCGGGAUCGUCUAGUUUUUGGACCUUUACACAUCAUAACUUCGAAUGUCCCCACACCUCCUUCUUCUUUCCCCCAGCUUUAUAUGCAGAGCAUGAUGCCAUAUGGUAUGGAAUAUCCCUUUGGUCAAUUGGGGUCAGCUGUCCUGGUUGUGUCUCCUCCCAAUUUCUUGUGCACCCCCAGCCUACUUGAUGUCGGGGCAGUACAAGAAGCUAUUGUGAAGAAAAUUAACUCUCUCCUAACCAAAACCAGCACACCUAGUCAAGCCCCUUGCAGUGCAUCAGUUAUCGUGCAUUGAGCAUGCCAGCAUCACAUAAUAUCAUUUGCUUGCGGAUGGGCCUGGCCUCAGCAGUCUGAGACAGAUUCUUUUGUAUCUGAUUCUUGGUCUUUGAUUUGUUCUGUCUCUAGUGCUAUCAGCGUAAGUUAAUUUUAAUCGUUUCUGAUAGUUUACUUGUGGAAUGUAAAGAAUGCACUACAGAUUGUGUCACAUGACUUUCUAUGACAUGUAACAUGGUAGAGGCCCUCAUGAUGGUGAUAGCCAAACAAAGAGUAUGGAAAAAUAAGAACCCUAUUUUGAGUGAUAUUUAAUUGCCCCUCUUCUCAACACCCUUAUGUGGAUAUCUUGGCUAACUCAACAGGUUCAAAAACUUAGCUGUUUAACAAAGCAAUGUUAUUUGUGCUUAAUAGUUGUUCACAAGUGGAAUAUAUACACAAAAAAACCAGUGACAUUGUUUCUCCCUAUUUAAAAGAAAAAGUACUCAAGAGAUGCAAAAAUAUUAAGUAAUCUCAAGGGACUAAACUGAAUUUGAUUAUU